Messenger RNA from Hordeum vulgare subsp. vulgare (domesticated barley), 914 nucleotides. RefSeq names its product protein yippee-like At4g27745. The record is from RefSeq and is a predicted model, not a curated record. The coding region runs from base 205 to 702 and encodes 165 amino acids. The transcript is spliced from 4 exons. Lineage: Eukaryota; Viridiplantae; Streptophyta; Magnoliopsida; Poales; Poaceae.
ACCUCUUACAAGUGGGUCCCACGUGAAAUUCCCGAAAAUGCCCCUGCCGACUCACUGGAGUGGAAUGGAGUGGAGAGGAAGGGCUCGAUCGUUCCCCACUCUCGCCUCAGCUUCUCCUCCCUCAUCUCGUCGGCGACGCACUCCACGGCGGCGGUUCUCCACCGGCGGGAAAGCGCCGACGCUCCUCCCCUGAGACGCACGACAAUGGGGAAUUUCGCGUCGAGUGACGCUUCUUCUUCAGCCAAAGAGGCACAAAGGGCAUCAGCAACCAGCUGCUCGCUGCCGGAUCUAAUCUCCGCGCCACCGGUGGACUGCUGCCAGGUGCCCAAGGGCUCAAGGAGGAAGCACUGGGACUCUGGGAGCAUUCAGGAUUGGUUGGAGACGUCGGAAUUGGUCGGGCCGCGGGUUUACACCUGCUCCCACUGCCGGAACCACGUCUGCCUCCAUGACGAUAUCAUCUCCAAGGACUUCCAGGGGAGGAAUGGCCGCGCGUUUCUCUCCUACCAUGCCAUGAACGUCACCACAGGGUCCAAGGAGGACAGGCAGCUCAUGACGGGGCUCCACACGAUUGCCGACAUUCAUUGCUGUGAUUGCCAGGAAGUGCUCGGGUGGAAGUACGAGAGGGCCUACGAGGAGUCCCAGAAGUACAAGGAAGGCAGGUUCAUAUUUGAACAGGCCAAGAUCACGCAGGAGAAUUGGUAGGCAAGUAAACGGAAGAUUCAACAAGCAAUGUGCCAGCCAGAAUUAAUGUUCUUAUGACUUUGUACAUAGCAGUCUGCCGGUGUUGUUCUUGAACUAGCAGUCUGUCGAUCUUACUAAUUCCAUGCCAUUUGUAACUUGUUGUAUGCAGAGACAAAAUUAUGCUCAUUUGUGCGGGAACUUAAUUGAUCAUAAAUAAAUGGAUGGUUUAACAA